Herpailurus yagouaroundi (jaguarundi) is the source of this 2452-nucleotide messenger RNA. RefSeq names its product DNA ligase 1 (gene LIG1). The record is from RefSeq and is a predicted model, not a curated record. The transcript has 22 exons. Gene Ontology annotation, molecular function: DNA ligase (ATP) activity; ATP binding; DNA binding. Gene Ontology annotation, biological process: DNA repair; lagging strand elongation; DNA biosynthetic process. The coding region runs from base 181 to 2274 and encodes 697 amino acids. Gene Ontology annotation, cellular component: mitochondrion; nucleus. Lineage: Eukaryota; Metazoa; Chordata; Mammalia; Carnivora; Felidae.
GCCCCGCCCCCGCCCGCCCAAGUCUGCGCGCGAAUUCCGUGGCGCCAAUUGAGGACUGCAGUCGAGCGCCGAGCGGUUCCGGGUGUGACGCGCGAGACAGCGGCGCGCGGGGCCGGCGCGAGGAACAUCUGGCUGGACAAGAGGAGGAGGAGAGGGGGGAGAGAGAAUUCGGACGUCACCAUGCAGCGGAGUAUCAUGUCAUUUUUCCAUCCCAAGAAGGAGGGCAAAGCGAAAAAGCCGGAGAAAGAGACCUCCAGCAGAGAGACAGAGCCACCUCCAAAGGUGGCGCUGAAGGAAUGGAACGGAGAGGUGCCUGAGAACGAUUCUCCAGUGAAGAGGCCAGGGCGGAAGGCGGCCCGGGUCCUGGGCAGUGAAGGGGAGGAGGAGGACGAAGCCCUCACGCCCUCCAAAGGCCAGAAGCCGGCCCCAGGCUCUCCACAGGUCUCCCCUCCCAGCCCUGUCACAUUUCCCGAGGACAGCCCUCCCCUCUCCAACACCUCUCCUGCGGGCCUCUCCCCAACGGGGAUCCCGAAGCGGCGCACAGCUCGGAAGCAGCUUCCUAAACGGCCGAUUCAAGAUAUCCUGGAAGAACAGAGCAAGGAUGAGGACAGAGAAGCAAAGAGGAAGAAGGAAGAAGCAGAGAUCCCCAGCCUCUCACAAGCGCGACCGGGCGCUGGGAGUGGGGAGAGGUGGGGGCGGCUCGCUGGCCAGGAGGAGGCGGGGUCCUCACCCCGCGCCCCAGACACCCACUGGCCUGCCCCACCUCAGUCCACAGCCAAGAAGAUGGACGUCAUCAAAGGCCUCUUUGUCGCCUGCCGUCACUCAGAAGCCCGAUUCAUCGCCAGAGCCCUGAGCGGACGGCUACGCCUCGGGCUGGCAGAGCAGUCGGUGCUGGCCGCCCUCGCCCAGGCCGUGAGCCUCACGCCCCCUGGCCAAGAUUUCCCCCCGGCUGUCGUGGACGCUGGGAAGGGCCGGACAGCGGAGGCCCGGAAGACGUGGCUGGAGGAACAGGGCAUGAUCCUGAAGCAGACGUUCUGCGAGGUGCCCGACCUGGACCGGAUCAUCCCCGUGCUGCUGGAGCACGGCCUGGAGCGCCUCCCGGAGCACUGCAGGCUGAGCCCAGGGGUCCCCCUGAAACCGAUGCUGGCACACCCCACCCGCGGUGUCGGCGAGGUCCUGAAACGCUUUGAGGAGGCGGCUUUCACCUGCGAGUACAAAUACGACGGGCAGAGGGCACAGAUCCAUGUCCUGGAAGGCGGGGAGGUAAAGAUCUUCAGCAGGAAUCAGGAAGACAAUACCGGAAAGUACCCGGACAUCAUCGGCCGCAUCCCCAAGAUUAAACUGCCAUCAGUCACAUCCUUCAUCCUGGACACGGAAGCCGUGGCUUGGGACCGGGAAAAGAAGCAGAUCCAGCCGUUCCAAGUGCUCACCACCCGCAAACGCAAGGAGGUGGACGCAGCAGACAUCCAGGUCCAGGUUUGUCUAUAUGCCUUCGACCUCAUCUACCUCAAUGGAGAGUCCCUGGUACGCGAGCCCCUUUCCCGGCGCCGACAGCUGCUCCGGGAGAACUUCGUGCAGACGGAGGGCGAGUUCGUCUUCGCCACCUCUCUGGACACCAAGGACACAGACCAGAUCGCCGAGUUCUUGGAGCAGUCCGUGAAAGAUUCCUGCGAGGGGCUGAUGGUAAAGACCCUGGACGUCGACGCCACCUACGAGAUCGCCAAGAGAUCACACAACUGGCUCAAGCUGAAGAAGGACUACCUCGAUGGCGUGGGCGACACCCUGGACCUCGUGGUGAUCGGCGCCUACCUGGGCCGUGGGAAGCGGGCCGGCCGCUACGGGGGUUUCCUGCUGGCGGCCUACGACGAGGAGAGCGAGGAGCUCCAGGCCAUAUGCAAGCUCGGAACUGGCUUCAGUGACGAGGAGCUGGAGGACCAUUUCCAGAGCCUCCAGGCGCUGGUGCUGCCCACCCCACGCUCCUACGUCCGGGCCGACGGCGCCGUGGCCCCCGAUCACUGGCUGGACCCCAGCGCCGUGUGGGAGGUGAAAUGCGCCGAUCUGUCCCUGUCCCCCAUCUACCCCGCUGCCCGGGGCCUGGUGGAUAGCGAGAAGGGGAUCUCCCUCCGUUUCCCCCGGUUUAUUCGCGUCCGCGAAGACAAGAAGCCGGAGGAGGCUACCACCAGUGCCCAGGUGGCCUCUCUGUAUAAGAAGCAGAGUCAGAUUCAGAACCAGCAGGGCGCGGACUUAGACUCCGACCCGGAAGAUUUCUACUAGGCUCCCACCCUCCCCGGGGGCAGCGGGGGCAUCACCUCUGUCGUUCAGCAAAUCCGGUGUCACAGUCGAGUGGGUUUUGAGUGUCAGAUGUGUGUGUGCGCGCACGGGGACAGUGUAAGUUGGGAUCCGGGAUUUCAGCAGUCGUUUGUGUUUUCAAUAAAUAAUUAUUGAACCCCCA